AUGAACACAAAGUGCAAGAGAUGUGGAGCCUUACAGACGAUUGAGCACAUUCUGUUCCACUGCCGAUUCGCAAGAGAUGUUUGGAAUUACGGGCCAUGGAACUCUCCCUUGAACCUGUCUCAGGUAUCUUCCUUCUUCAAAAAGCUCCAUGCUUCGUACAAUCUGAUCAUGUUACCACCGUUUGGCGUAUUGGGAAAUGCAUUUCCUUGGCUGUGUUGGACAAUCUGGAUCGCACGAAAUCAUCUCCUUUUUGAGAAUCGACAUGCCUCUGCAACAUCUACAGCACUGAAGGCAAUUUUGGCUCAGAAAGAAUGGAAAUCAGUGCAACCAAAUCGCCCUCGUUCUAGUCCUAAGGUGAUACUACCACCACCACAGGUCCUCUCAAACAGCCCUCAUAUGGUGUUCUGUAAAACCGAUGCAUCGUGGAAAUCAGAUCUCCAAGCGGUGGGCUUAGCCAGGAUCUUUACUGACCAUAACGCUAAGCGGCGGGCUUAG
Molecule: messenger RNA, 495 nt
Organism: Brassica oleracea var. oleracea
Lineage: Eukaryota; Viridiplantae; Streptophyta; Magnoliopsida; Brassicales; Brassicaceae
Exons: 1
Coding region: 1-495 (164 amino acids)
Source: RefSeq, a predicted model, not a curated record